UGACUCACAAGAGGUGGUUAUAUACCCAAUGAUUAUGACGAUCUCGACGGAAGAAGAAAUGGAAAGUGAACAGUCAUUCAGGGUUAUAUCGCAACCAACAGAGGCACCGAGAGGACAUCACCAACACCACCAGACCGGCGUCGACUGGGUAGCAACUUGACACCACGAUGGGCCUCACCAAGGCCGAAAACUCGCCUGGCCUCUCGUUCGAAUUCAACAACACUCGCCAGCACUAUUCGCCCGGCGACGUGAUCAGCGGCCGAGUGAUCCUCAAUACUGCCGCCGACAGUGCUAUUGGCAAGCUGGUGGUUUCAUUCUGGGGCCGGGCAAAGUCGCGGAUCAUCCAGCAGCACGGCCAGACCGUCACCUACCACCGGGGUCGGACCCAGCUCUUCAAGAAGGAGUUGCUUCUGUACGAGGGCCAGUACACCCACAAGCCCGGAUCCUUCAGCUGGCCGUUUGAAUUCGUGGUGCCCGAACACGCGGAAGCAACGAGUAUCUUGAGCGGCGAGAGAUGGAAGCCCAAGGAUCAUUACCGGGCGACCACGGAUGAGAACAACCUCGACCUCACUCUUCCACCCUCGUGCUACCACAGGAGACACAUGUUCGGUCGUCAGGCCGAGUGUUUCAUUGAAUACGUCCUCGACGCGACUCUGACCGAACCCGAAGGUCUACACCAUAUCCGCGGACCCCAGAGCAAGGUGUCCAGCUAUCCCAUUGUCUUCCACCCAUUAUCCACCCCCGAACCCAUUGAGAACUAUAGCCUCACCACCGAUCAACGCCUCUUCACCAUCUCGACGCUGAAGCUUCUGCCCGAACACGCAGGCACCAGCCUCGGGUUCAGGGAUCGCGCCCGCUCCAUCUUUCAGCGCGACUCCAUCCCCAGGUUCUCAUUCAGCUUGGCCGUCCAAGCACCUGGCAUCAUUCAGCUCUUCCACCCAAACCACAUCCCAUUCCUGAUCACUGCGACACCGGACUUGUCCCCCGAAAACACUACCAUCGACACCUCGACGUCUCUUCCCACCGUAAUUCUUCGCUCCGCCAAAAUCGAGUUGAAGACGCAUGUUCGCUGCCGCGCGGCGGGCACAUUUCCCGACAGCAAGACCUAUGAAAUUCCCGUGUUGCCGUCCAAAGCUCUAAACCAUCCACUGAUCAUGACGCAUGGCACAACGACCGCCUCGGAGGCGACACUUGACCUCGGAAAAUUGUGCGACCUUCAUCUUGGUAACGCGAAGCUGGGUUCUCGUCUGGAGACGCCCAUGUGCCCGAAUUUCACAACCUAUAACGUUUCAAGGUCUUAUCAACUCUUGUGGGAGCUCGAGAUUGAGUGCGCCGAGAAAACGGAAAAGUUCUCCUCGGUGAAGAACGGACCUGAAAUCGCCAUCAUUUUGCCUCCGGCUACGGUACGGGUGGAGAGUGAAUUAGACGGCAAUUUGCUACUGGGUGGAGACCUCAUGCAGGCUUUGUCGACGGAGAGCACAGGAUCUGGAUCCAGCUCGGGAUUUUGGUCUCGCCGCAGCCAUGAAGGCAGGGCCGCAGGCGAGAAGGAGAAAGCAAAGUUUGGGCCACCGAGUCCCUCGAGCAUCGGGGCCGGGAUUGGCGCUCUAGGGAUCGGUGGCGGCAAGAAACCCAAUAAAUCCAAAGCAGAAGAAGCAGCUGAAGAUCGGGCACGGGCACGUCUUGAGGCAGUCCAAGCUUCGUAUCAAGGGCGCCAUCAAAUUUCGUCCACCAGAGGACGAGACGAUAGCCAUGACGCUGUGGCAGAUGCCUAUUUACCAACCACAAACCCGAGUCUGCCAGAAACCACUGGACCCGCGACAGCAACAAUCACAGUGACAGACACGGACGCGGACCAACAGCUGCCAAGAUAUGUCCCAUGAGAAAGCGCCUUUUUGUCCAAAUGAUCUGAUGGGCACAUUCUUGAUCCUCUUCAGCAACUCAGCGCGUUUGGUACACGCGACUACCGACUUUAAUUCUUCUUUCCUGGCGUUGCAGGCCUUUGCUGCGUCUUCAUAUUGCUUGUUCUUGGGUUUGUUGUGAUCUGAAACUCUGCUGGAAAAUGCGUUCGUCAAGGACAGAGCGGUAAAAACCUGGGAUUUGACGUUGAAGGCGCCCGAAGGACAGCAGCUGCCUGGUUUGUGGCCUUUUGGUCUGUUACAAAGGGACGUGGGUUCUCGACUGUUUUUCAACGAUUCAUAUUGGAUAUGAUUUGGUAAAGCCCGUGUCUACUCGGCGCGGAGGCGUCUGGUACAGUAUUUUGACAUCUUCUUCAGCGCACUCUACGUCUUAGGUAUAAUGACCUUCGCUUCUCUUCGGUGACAGGGUAGUCGAUUUGACCCCUCGAAAAUGUAAUAUCUGUAACAGGGUGCUGGGAAAUACUAGGACAGGUUACAGCCGGGCGCAGGAGCUGAGGGGCUGGUGGGAAAGCAAAGUGGUCGUAAUAAGAGAACCCUUUUCGGAGUUGAAAAGCAUGCAGUGUGUAUGAUAUAUGACUUUUAGGGUUGGUAUGUGGUAACGGGCCAAUAUCAACAAUGCGACUACUAGCAAUCGGAGGAGGCAUUUGCCA
Molecule: messenger RNA, 2566 nt
Organism: Cladophialophora immunda
Lineage: Eukaryota; Fungi; Ascomycota; Eurotiomycetes; Chaetothyriales; Herpotrichiellaceae
Exons: 1
Coding region: 168-1880 (570 amino acids)
Source: RefSeq, a predicted model, not a curated record